GACACCAUUCCCAGGGUGCUCCGUGCCAGGCGCCACCCUCAUCCCCCACCCCACCGUCUGCAUGAGGUACUACAACUGCAGCGACCUGUCCCCCCGCACCAACCGACUGGCCCGGUAUGAGGACGAGUGCCCCUACCCCCAGCUGUUUGACGGAGUACUCAACGCCUGCAGACGCUGGGACACAGCAAACUGUGGGCCAGACAGGGUCAUCCAAACCGCGCCAUGCGAUUAUUUGAAAAUUAAGAGCUGUGUGGGGGACCACUGUCAACCUUGUGAGGCCACCUACCCUUCAUGUGUGGGCGUGGCUGACGGAUACCACGAAUACCCAUUGAAGCUGUGGUCAAGGUAUUACACCAACUGCUACUACAACAGAACCGAGUUCCUCACCUGCCCGACCCUACCCUCCGGGCUGCCCGGGUACUUCUCCCCUCUGAAGAAGACCUGUGUGUCGAUAUACGAGGUCCCCACCUCCACAGGUUUCGGGAAAGCCCCGAGUUGUGACGGGAAAGAGGCUAGGUUUUACAGCGUUCCGGAGAGGCCUAUCGUGUACUACAGCUGUCCCAGCGCACAGGUUUAUUACUGCAAUUAUCUCCAUGUUUUUAGUGACGCCAUUCAGAGCUGCUUAUAGAGUCGACGUCAUAGCUCUACAGUAUCAUUGUUUUACUGCAAGUAUCUUCACUUUUUUAAUGACGCCUCUCAGAGUUGCCCGUAGAGUCGAUGUCACUACUCUACACAGAACAUUGUAUUGCUGCAGGUAUCGCCAUGUUUUCUUGAUGACGUCAUGCAAAGUUCUCUACACGCUAUAGCUACGUCACAGUUCUUCACCCAUCAUUGUUAACUAAAGGUAUCUCCAUGUUUUUUAAUGAUGUUAUAUUAUUAUAACGUCACAUUACUGAUGCACUCGUCCGUUACGACCUUGUAUCAGACGUUGCAUCAGUGAGAAUUUUCACUAGACGACAACACAGGUGCCCGAGUAAAAACAUCAUCAACUGUAUAUAGACCACGCUCAUGUUUUUGCCAUUGUGAUAAAAUAAAAAGAAAUUA
Molecule: messenger RNA, 1044 nt
Organism: Physella acuta
Lineage: Eukaryota; Metazoa; Mollusca; Gastropoda; Physidae
Source: RefSeq, a predicted model, not a curated record